CAACUCUCCACUGAUAAAAAAUCAACGGUAACUAACAAGCCUUUGAUCAAGUUUCAGUAUCUUGGUGUUUCUUGAGCUUAAACAGCUAUGGAGGGCAAGGAAGAAGAUGUUAGAUUGGGAGCUAACAAAUAUAGGGAGACGCAGCCCAUUGGUACGGCGGCUCAGAGCCAAGAUGACAAGGAUUAUACUGAGCCGCCACCGGCGCCGCUGUUUGAGCCGACUGAGCUCACUUCUUGGUCCUUUUACAGGGCUGGUAUUGCAGAGUUCAUCGCCACUUUCUUGUUCUUGUACAUCUCUAUUUUAACUGUGAUGGGUGUGGUUAAGGCACCCACGAAGUGUUCAACUGUUGGGAUUCAAGGGAUCGCUUGGGCCUUUGGUGGCAUGAUCUUCGCUCUUGUAUACUGUACUGCUGGCAUUUCAGGAGGUCACAUAAACCCGGCGGUGACGUUUGGGCUGUUUUUGGCAAGGAAACUGUCCUUGACGAGGGCUUUGUACUACAUGGUGAUGCAGUGCCUUGGAGCCAUAUGUGGUGCUGGUGUGGUGAAAGGAUUUGAAGGACGUCACCAGUAUACUUUGUUGGGUGGUGGUGCCAAUAGUGUGAACCCAGGUUACACCAAAGGUGAUGGGCUUGGUGCUGAAAUUGUUGGCACCUUUGUUCUUGUCUACACUGUCUUCUCCGCCACUGAUGCCAAACGUAAUGCUAGAGACUCCCAUGUUCCUAUUUUGGCACCUUUGCCAAUUGGGUUCGCUGUGUUCUUGGUGCACUUGGCUACAAUCCCAAUUACAGGAACUGGUAUCAACCCAGCUCGCAGUCUUGGUGCAGCAAUCAUCUUCAACAAGGACAAGGGCUGGGAUGAUCAUUGGAUUUUCUGGGUGGGUCCAUUCAUUGGAGCAGCACUUGCAGCUCUGUACCACCAAGUUGUGAUCAGAGCCAUUCCUUUCAAGAAGUGAUCAUAUGAUGCAUAUAUGUGGAUUAUGUUUUCCCGAUCAAGAUCAAGAUCAAGAUCAAGAUAAAGCUCAGUUUGUUUGCAUUUUCUAUGUUAUAUUACUUUGUAUUUGUACCUAUAUGAGCACAUAUAAUAAUAGUAUUAUGUUUCCUACCAAGGGCCUUCUUCUACCUUCUUCCUUCUUUUUUAUUUGUGGAAGGGAAGACGUGGGUGACGAGUGCUGGGCCCAUGUUAAGUAGGUGGGCUGUAUGUAUUCAUAUGAUAAUGUUUAUGUGAAUAGUUCUGAAUUGUGAAA
Messenger RNA from Hevea brasiliensis (rubber tree), 1242 nucleotides. RefSeq names its product aquaporin PIP1-2. Lineage: Eukaryota; Viridiplantae; Streptophyta; Magnoliopsida; Malpighiales; Euphorbiaceae. Gene Ontology annotation, cellular component: plasma membrane; plasmodesma; vacuole. The transcript is spliced from 4 exons. The record is from RefSeq and is a predicted model, not a curated record. Bases 88 to 951 code for a protein of 287 amino acids. Gene Ontology annotation, biological process: transmembrane transport; response to water deprivation. Gene Ontology annotation, molecular function: water channel activity.